Chlamydomonas reinhardtii is the source of this 1477-nucleotide messenger RNA. RefSeq lists its product as uncharacterized. Bases 360 to 680 code for a protein of 106 amino acids. The transcript is spliced from 2 exons. Lineage: Eukaryota; Viridiplantae; Chlorophyta; Chlorophyceae; Chlamydomonadales; Chlamydomonadaceae. The record is from RefSeq and is a predicted model, not a curated record.
GAGUCCCGGCGUGACACUGGCGGCUUCUUAGGCUUGUGGUCGCGGAAUCCUCUUUGUCUCAAGGCCUACCCGCGUUACAUGCCUGGCAACUGCGUAUGGGCCGCUCGUUUGUUAGCAGGUUCGCUCACCUCGUAAUUCGUAAACCCUUGUUGGCUGAGCAUUUCAACCUCCGCAAGGGCAAUUGAUUUAAAUCACAACCUACUUAGUAAAAAGGGCAUUUAGUUCACGGUGUCGCGUUUGCUUUGCGGCCGGCCGGCACAAGCGGUUGCACACUGCUUCGUCCUGAAGCUGGAGGAAGCCCCGGAGGUGGCCGCUCGCCUUCAGCUUACACGAAACACUGCGAAGUCUAGGUCAGGGUUAUGCGGCAUGCACGCGUGCCAGUAGACUGUCUGGCAACAGAGGGCGGGGGUCAGAGGGCUGCACAGGCAGCGUCAGAACUGGCAGUAGCAGGGCAAGAGCCUGUGACGGGACCCCACCCCCCCCCCGUGCUCAGCCGGGUCACCGGUUGGCUCGAGGGCUACGGCCAGCGCGCUUGGGGUGGACGACUUUUGCUACGCGGCACGAUCUGGGUUGACGGAAGAGGAGUAAGAGCAGCAGUAUCCGUCGUAGCCUCGCAGGUGGGCGAACUGAGCCGUUUCGCUCUCCGUCUCCGCGUUCCUCUGCAUUCCAUUGAGGAGUAGAUGGCUUCUGGCCGGGUGACCCGUGCAACCAAGUUGUUUCUUGUGGGCGCCUAAGCAGGCUGCGUGGUUGCGGUGCAAGCAGCCACCCGAUGUUGCGCCGCGAGAUGUGGCGGGGUGGCCACACGAGGUGGGCCGUGGAAGCAGAAUCACACGACGCACCUCGCCCCCAGCAAGGCCCGUGGCGUGGGUGGCGCCGAGGUGUCCUUGGGGGUGUAGUGCACUAGGCCGCGGUUGUGAUGCCCGCCGGCACGCCGGCUUUGCCGGUGGCGCUGUUGGUGAGUUAGUCUGUUUCCGCUAAUGCACACUUGUGGGCUGUACGGCAUGUAUCACCGUGUGUGGCUGUGGCCUGCAGGCGUUUGGACGGAUGGGCACCAGCGUGUCAUUCCGCCCAUACGGUUUGCAGUGGGCAUUCGCGUUAUCGCGUAUACCUGUGAGGGGCCGCAGGCAGCCGCACGACGCAGCUGCCUUCGGCCAUGUACCGUACUGCCCUGUGUGGGCUGUGUGGCGCCAAUGCUGGGGGAGGCCCGCGUUGGGGAGCCCAAGCACCGUCCACGGUGCGCGAAGGUCCUUUGUAGCUGCUCAGGUUACAGGCGAGAGAUGUAGACUUAUGAGGAGGCGCACAAAGCAUUUUGUAGUCAUCAGAAUGAGACGAUGAUCUGGCGGUGGUAUCCCGGGACAUGUCAGACCAAAGGAGCGUGCAAACGAAGCAAGGGAGCAAGCUUGAGACGGUUGAGCAGUCCACGCCUCCGUCGGUACGCUCACCGAGCGGUCACGCAAUUAUGUAAACAUGGGCAUUG